CAAGUUCCUCUCGCGCACUUGUCACUUGAGGCUUGCCCCUAGGCCUCUAGUCCUCUACUACUUCCUCCGAACUCGGAAUGUGGCUCGUCAAAGGCUUGUGUUGUUUCCUCGGGCUUUUCUCAACCCUCGGCUGUUUCUGCGCCAGCUGCUUCUGGUCCUGUCUUAGCUGCUUCUAAGCCGUCAUCCAGUCAGUCAGUCACCGUGACCUCCACCUGGGAUGGAUGCCCGUGCUCUCAAUGACGACCCGCCCUUUGGCCCCGUUGUCAACGGGACCAUGGUGGUAGUCUUCUGGGAGUACCGACCGAGCAACAUUGCGGCAUACAUUUUCCUAGCCCUCUUCGCACUUGCUACCCUCGCCCACGUGGUGUAUUUGAUCUGGUUGCGCGCCUGGACCUUUAUCCCGUUUGUCCUUGGCGGAAUCUGUCAAGUUUUUGGCUACUUUGAACGCGCCGAAGCUCAUUCCUCGCCUACUGCACUCGGCCCUUGGAUCCUCCAAAACAUGCUCCUCCUCGUCUCCCCGCCUCUACUUGCAGCUACGGUUUACAUGUCCCACGGGCGCAUCGCCACCGCCCUCCUUGAAGGGGUCACCACCACAAACCUGUCACGCAACCGCGACCGUGGGUGUUGCUCCCGCUGCUGCUAUUCCCUCUGCUGCACCUGCUCGCCGACCAAGGGCUAUGUCCUAAUCGACAUCGUUGCCAUCUUUACCCAGCUGAUUGGCACCGUGUUACCUGCUAGCGGCACUCCCGAAGCACAGCGCAUGAGUGUGAUUAUCGUGGUGGUCGGGUUGAUAGCGCAGGUUGUGGCGCUGUGCGUGUUCAUUGCUUCUGGGUGUGCCAGGCUGCACCUCAGGCUGAAAAGAGACCCGUCGCAUAGCAAGGCAAUGCUGGCGGAUCCGGGGGUAAAUUGGAUAGGGUACUUUGUUGUUUUGGAAAUUGCGGCGGGAAUGCUCUUAGUCAGGAGCAUAGUGAGAGGGGUGGAAUACCUCCAGGGGACGGACGGAUUUGUUGCGAGUCAUGAAGUGUUUAUCUAUGUGUUUGAUGCGGUGCCUAUGUUGGUUGUCAUGGUGGCAUUCUUGGUGCUGCACCCAACAAGACUGGUGAGGGAGGUGGUGAGGUUGGAGAGAAAGCUCAGGACAGCAGGAGAGUAUAUGGAGUUGGGUGGGACAGGGGGAUCUGAGCAUUCACAUCGGUUGCCGCUUCGAGGCUUACUCAUGGAAUAA
Canariomyces notabilis is the source of this 1222-nucleotide messenger RNA. RefSeq names its product RTA1-domain-containing protein. Gene Ontology annotation, cellular component: membrane. NCBI's taxonomy places the organism in Eukaryota, Fungi, Ascomycota, Sordariomycetes, Sordariales, Chaetomiaceae. The record is from RefSeq and is a predicted model, not a curated record. The transcript is spliced from 2 exons. Bases 218 to 1222 code for a protein of 334 amino acids.